AUGAGCGAGGACAUACGUCAGAACAUUGCUUUAGGUAAACAGACUAACCAGUCAUCUGACAAGGCUUUAUAUUUGUCUUACUUAGCAGUGGACGGUACUAUUAACCAACAUCUGCUGUUUGGUGUUAAAUGUACACAUACAAAAAAUGAACCAAACAGCUGGUGGUCUGUCGAUCUUGGUGCAAUAUAUCUCAUAUCUCGUGUAAUUAUUUGGGGAAGGAACGAUUGUUGCAUUGACAGACUUUCAUCAUUUAGCAUUGAUGCAAUUAUGCCAGUAAAGCCUCGUAAAUGUGGACCCUAUCAAUUUGGUAACUGGACAGACUUCUACAAGGGAGAGAUUUCUGAAUGCUUUUACCAAAACGAGAAAGUCGACUUUCUUAAUGCGACCUGUCAGCAAAAUACAGUGGGACAGUUUGUUCGUAUUCAGUUAGAGAAGGCAGAGGCUCUUUCAUUGUGCGAGGUUGAGAUUUUCGGCAGACAGUUACCUUCAGAAUAUAUAGGUGGUAGAGAGUCUUACAAGUGUGGAGCAUCUGGACACAGAAUUGUAGAGGACUUUGUGGAGACAGCAAGAAGUAUCAUUGCAUGUGUUUACAUGUGUUCAGUACGCCCCGAAUGUUACGCUUCAAGCUACAACAAAGCAACACAAGAAUGUCAGCAGCAUGUAGCUGAAAGAGAAAGCAACCCUUUGACGAAUAUGAUACAGGACCCGGACUGGGAUGUUUUUGGAUCUUUGUAA
Mytilus trossulus (common blue mussel) is the source of this 735-nucleotide messenger RNA. Its product is annotated as fucolectin-1-like. The transcript is spliced from 4 exons. The coding region runs from base 1 to 735 and encodes 244 amino acids. NCBI's taxonomy places the organism in Eukaryota, Metazoa, Mollusca, Bivalvia, Mytilida, Mytilidae. The record is from RefSeq and is a predicted model, not a curated record.